Molecule: messenger RNA, 2031 nt
Organism: Ogataea angusta
Lineage: Eukaryota; Fungi; Ascomycota; Pichiomycetes; Pichiales; Pichiaceae
Exons: 1
Coding region: 1-2031 (676 amino acids)
Biological process (GO): proteolysis
Molecular function (GO): calcium-dependent cysteine-type endopeptidase activity
Source: RefSeq, a predicted model, not a curated record
AUGGAUCAAGUAUACUCAGAGAUAGAGGCAAUACAAACAAAACUCAACGAAUUGUUCUAUCGAUAUGCGCUAUCACAACAUGUCAAAACAGAGUGCCUUAGUCUGAUCAAACAAUUACAGCUUGUGAUGGACUCUGGAUCCAUGCCCGAGCAAAUUAAAGGCAUGGGGAAUAAGCUUUUGGGCUUUUACGAUCAUCUCAAGUCUGGUCGACCGUUUCUCACUCCUGACCAAAAGAUGUGCUGGAUAUUUUCAAAGCAAACUGAUUUUUAUUACCCAUUUGAUGAACAAGUAAGCCUUAUCGUUGCCCCGGGUUCAACUAAUUCGCUUAUUCUUAGUACGGAUGGAAUUGAGGACCUGUACCAGGAAUCACUAGCAAACUGCUCCUUUGUGUCAUCCUUGAUAACAGCGGCCAGCCAUGGAUUUGACCUCCUGUCAUUGGUUCAUACAGAUAGCAAUACCUCAAGAUUCGCAGUGACACUACGAUUCAAUGGAUGCAAAAGAGUGGUGUGGACAGAUUCUUCACUUCCGGGUGAUCAAUCCAGAUACGUGAAAAGCUCGACGAAUCCGGAGCUUCUGUGGCCUGCAAUCGUGGAAAAAGCAUACCUCCAGAUCCAUAAUGCUUCUCACUUAUCAGACUUCAGGGGUUCCAAUAUCGGCAUUGAUACGUUUAUUCUUACAGGCUACGUUCCCGAGUAUGUGGAAAUUGACGAUCUCACGAGAAAUAAGAUGGAACAAAUUGCUCGAAAACACAACAGUGGAGAGCUUGUGUUGGGUUUAGGGACUUCCAAUCUUUCUGCAGAAGAGUGUCGCCGCUUCAAUCUUGCUCCUAAUCAUGAUUAUUCGGUUCUGGGCAUCGAAAAGGACGAUUCAGCGCAGUAUGGCUAUAAGUUACACUUGAGAAACCCAUGGAAUCUUGCGAGACGCGACAUUGAAGUGUCAGAUCUUUACCCGUUUAACGUCCUCUAUCUCAAUUGGAAGCUAAAUAAUUUUUCGAAGAUCACCAAGCAUGUGGUAUACAAGGACGCAUUGGGAGCGAUUGAGUACCCACAAUUUUGCUUACAAAAUCACAACCACCCCAGCACGGUCUAUGUUCUUUUUGAGCGCCAUUUGAACCAGCAAGAGACAUAUUUGCGUGCCGAGUGGUUUGAUACACAAGGCGAAAAACUCUGGACGCUGACAGACGCAAAACGGAUAGCAAAAAGUCCGACCAACAAAUCACGUUUUGUAUUGUCAAGACUUCAUCUCAACCCAGGUCAACGAGCGACUGGCGUGCUUAUUGCAAACAGUACGUUUCCAACAAGAUACUCUGUGCAUUUUUUUUCGGAGCACGAGUUAACGGUAGGAAGACCAUCAUUCAAGUACAAACAUAUCCAGGAAGUAUCGGAUCAAUGGACGCCCAUGACAGCUGGUGGCAGCUGGUUGUAUCCCACUUACAUUGACAAUCCACAAUUCGAGAUUACUGGUGCAGAUGGUAAGACCGAAAUUGGUCUUUUUUCUAACAGCGUAGCUAAUGUCCUGCUAUUUGAGACUUCAGACAGAUUUGUCACAAAGUUCGACGAAAAAACCCUUGUGGGCGGCCAACGACUCGAAUACGACCAGUCAGGAUUCAUCUUCAAAACCAGGCUCAACCCAAAGGCAAGAUACAUCGCAAUAGUAUCAACCAAGGACCCUUCAACCCUCGGCCCAUUCAAAUUAAUCGUCAAUAGCGAAGGCCCGCUGACUAUGACUAGACUAUCCACAAGCCUGGGACUUUUCACGCAAUCGAAAACCUUUCAAGAUUCAGAAAACUGCGAACACCAGUUUACGGUCCUGAAACCUUCCCGCGUUACAAUAAGAAUCAGGAGCCACGCUGCAUUCGACUUUUCAAUCCAAUCUCCUAAUUUCCGUAAGGAAUGCAAAAAUGUCAGCGAAAAAUACGGCUACUUUGUUCAUUUUCCCACCUUUCAGCCUGGAAUAUAUACAAUCUGCAUCAGGCUAUCGCAGAAAGGCCCGUGUACUGUGGAUCUGGGCAGCUCUCACAGGUUGGCGUGA